This is a messenger RNA of Mesorhabditis belari, 15825 nucleotides long. The record is from the annotation of a GenBank genome assembly. NCBI's taxonomy places the organism in Eukaryota, Metazoa, Nematoda, Chromadorea, Rhabditida, Rhabditidae.
AUGAUAGAUAAAGCAAGAUCCAAAGUUGGGAAAACACGCGAACCAGACAGUUUCUUCGAUGUGAGUGGCGAAAGAAUACACGCUUUUAUUCGAUGUCAUCUACUUCAAAUGCGAUGUUUCAUCCUGUGUCUACAGUUCACUUUCAAUUGGUGGGAUUUUUCGACGGAUGCCUUCAAAGGGGUUCCUCGACAAUAUUCAAACGAAUUCACAUUGUUGGAUAGAGUGAUACUUAGACUGCUGUCAGGAUUAAAUCGUUGGGAUGCCGUUCACUUUUUGCACAUUGCGGAAUAUGGGUAUACUUGGGAACAGAAUUUGGCAUUUUUCCCACUUUUUCCAAUGAUGGUCCGCACACUGACGUAUUGCUGGGCUUCUCCGUUCCUCUAUUUGCAACUUCUACACUUCUCGACCGUGUUAUUGGUAUGCUUUGUUCUAUCGGGAAUGGUUCUUUAUCGUAUCGUUUUUAACGUCACCUCUUCUACAAAGCAAGCUCUACUGUCAGUACUCAUCUUUUCGAUCAAUCCUGCUAGCAUAUUUUUCUCAGCUGCAUACAGCGAAUCUUUGUAUUGUUUAUUGACGUUUAGCGGAAUACUCCUACUUUUGAAUUAUGGACACUCAAAAUAUUUAACUUUCCUUCUUGCCUCCAUCGUCUUUGCGUUCUCAUUUGCUGCUCGAUCGAAUGGGUUUCUGAAUUUUGGAUACGUAGUGUGGUACUGCUUUAUUGCCCAUUGCAAAGUGAACAACAUGUGGGAGCUAAACAAAACACCGAUUUUUACCUUAUUGUUUCAACCCUUUCUACUUGCCCUAAAAUUAUUGCCGUGCUUUUUCAUUAUGCUCUCGGUUGUUCAUUUCCACGGAUUGAAUGAGUAUCAAAGGUUUUGUGUGCCAAAACAAACUGUGAAUCCUUCAUAUCUUCUUGAUUUUGCCGAAGCAGAGAAUUUUUUGGUUCCAGGAACGCACGACUUUGAUUGGUGCAAGGACUCUUACUUUGAGUCGCUGUCAUUUCUUCCGCCUUGGUAUACUUCUAUACAACAUAGAUAUUGGGACGUUGGGUUUUUUGCUUACUGGAAGUUAACAAAACUACCCUGUUUCUUGUUAGCGAUGCCGGCAUUCAGCAUAUGUCUAUUUGGAGUUCGUACAACCUUUAAUUUGUUGAGCAGCUACGGGUCAUUUUCUACAUUCAUCAACGAUAGCAUCCACCUAUUACCAUUCUGUCUACAUGCGCUAUUUAUGGCAUUAAGCGCUAUUUUUGUUUACAAUGUUGAGGUCUUUACAAGGAUAUUCUUCUCAUCGAGUCCAUUUCCAUAUUUGAUACUGGCCAAAUGGAUGAGUGAUCUCACGCCUCGCGACACGAGCGCAUUGCGCACCCGUUGCUCAGAUGAGAUGGACCAUUCGUACAAAUCUUCUUGUUCUACGGAUGGCGAACCCCCGGUUAAAAUGAGAGCAUUGAACAUUGACUAUGAAGAAAGAAAUUUGAGAAACAAGCCGCUCACCGGAUUAGAAGCUGAGGAUCUAGAUGUUGUCAAAGCAUGGAUUUGUACCCCGCCUUCGAAUAAUCCUUUGCAAAGCUAUAAUGAAACCAUCGAAGAAUGGUGGCACCACGCCUUUGAUAUUGAGGAUCAGCACUCUGUUGAUUAUCAAACUAAUCAAUUCACUCGAGAAGGCAUACAACGUGUACUCAUUUGGAAGAGGCACCAAUUGAGGCUCAAUGAAACACCAUGUGAUGGUGCAGAAGAGGCAUCUCACGCUGCCACGCAAACGAUAGCAACAAGUAUCGACUUAUUUGACGACAAAAAAGAAAAUAUUGACAAAAUUCCCUUGCCAAAAGUUUCAAGUUCAGAAAAGUCAGUACAAGUACCUACAGGAGAGCUGAACAUGGUGAAGGUACAACAAGAACCGAAAGAACAACUAGAAACUUCAUGGACUCAAGAACAACUCAACACUCUGCACUUUUACAAUUACUGGGCCCCAAUCAUUUUGCAACUUCAACUGCAGGCUGCUACGGCACAGCAAAGUUUAUUGGUUCAUGCUGCAAAUUACAAUGGUCCACUCCCGCGUUCUGUGCCAUCUCCAAACGUCUCUACACCGCUCUCACUUCCGGACAGUUCAUUGGCGCUGCUCAAAGAUAAUUGCGAGGCGCUGCAAGUUGCAGAAGUCUCAGCUGGAGAACCCUCUACACAAGAAACGACUUAUUCACCAAUGCAAUUAGACGUGCCAGACAAUGCCAGUUCGAGAGGUAGUGUAUCGAUGAGCAUUUCAAGUGGUCGAAGCUCUGAAGAAAGCAAACAAGAAAAAGUUAUCAUAGAAUCUUCAACAGCAAGCCAUAGUUUUUCGGCAAAAACUCAACGCGAGAACAUUGCAAUUGAAAGACAACACGUGUUCGCGGAUUCUGUGCUCGAUCCAAUCAAACAAUCACAAAACAAUCAAACACCAAGUAAGGUUUCGAUGGCUAAAGGCAUUGAAAUAGAACGAAAACGGAAGCACAAAUCGCCAACACAAAGUGGAAAGUCGAAGAAGAAGAAAAGACCACAGAAUGGAGAAGAAAGUCACGCAGAAGAAGCAAAGCUUUUACUAUUGCCGACACGACAAAGCGAAGCUCAACAAUUGUUGGUAGCGGCAAGGGCGAAGAAACUAGCACUGAUUGAAGGUCCAAUCGGAAGUGGAAAAAGUUUCCUCGCGCAGGUGGUUGCUGAUAACCUUCAAGUGCCAAUUAAGAUCUUACAAAUGGGUGAUCAAACUGAUUCAAAGAGUCUAUUUGGAGCUUAUCACGGAACCGAGGUUGCUGGACAAUUUAUCUGGGCAUCUUCUCCAUUUACUAAAUGGCUGAGCGAACCAUGUUUGAUUUUGAUUGAAGACAUCGAUCAUGCCUCUUCUGAUGUUGUUUCCAAGAUAAUCACUUUAUUUGAAGAACGAAUCGUCACUUUGCCAAAUGGUCUUGAGGUGACACUCCAUCGCGAUAAUUGCUGUUUAGCCACAAUAUCUGAAAAUGGUAAACGAAGUUGCUUGCUCGAAGGCAUUUCUGUCCGAGUUGCGUUGUCAUCAUUCACCGAUAAUGAACUUCAGCGAUUGGUUAGCCAAGCAUUUCCUCGAAUAUCGCACAUUGCAAGAACACUUUGUCAGGCUUUUCGCGAAGUUGAGAAACUGCCGGCAACAGGCCAUUCUCGAAAUUUAACAGCAACAGAAUUCAUUCGAGGGUGCAAACGAAUGUCUUAUUUGAGUGACUUGACUGAUAAUAUCACAGUUUUCACGGAACUUAUCGACACAUGGUGUUUAGCCGAUCACGAAUCAAGAGCCUCAAAGUUGUGUAGCAGGGUUGCUUCGUCAUUAUCCAUAUCAGCAGAUCAAAUGAACCAUCAUUUGAAUAUUCGACAGCCAACUCUGCGGCUAGACGACACCACCGUUUUCAUUGGAAGAAAUACGCUUGAGAGAGAAGCCACGUUAAAGACCAAUAUUCAAUCGCAACUUGGAUACACAAAGGAUGUUCUACUUUUGAUGGAAAGAAUUGCCACGUGUGUUCAAUAUAAAGAACCUGUUUUAUUGGUGGGCGAAACAGGAGUCGGAAAGACAUCAAUCGUUCAAGCGCUUGCAGGAAUGUUGGGUGUGUCGUUGCGGGUUGUAAAUUUGAGUCCAACUUCCGAUGCAGAUGAAUUGAUCGAAGGUUACAAGCCUACAUCGACAGCACACUUGCUUGAGCCGUUCACAAAAACUUUUUAUGAACUCUUCAGUAGCUCGUUCGAUUCAACGAAAAAUCAAAAAUUCGCCAAACAUUUGGAAGAAUGUCUCACACAUGGCCGAUUCAAGGACUAUCUCUCUGUUGUGGAAGUCACCGCGCAGAAAGCAAUUUGCCGACUAGAAAAGGAUGGAAAAGCUAAAGAAAUACAGAAAAAGUGGGCCGAUUUGAUUGUCAGAGCAAGACGAAUAAAAGGAGGACUCGCAAAGAACGCUUUGUUAUUCACUCUUACCAGUGGCGCUGUUAAAGAAGCUGCCGACAAGGGAGAUUGGCUACUGAUUGAUGAGAUUAACUUGGCGUCUCCAGAGUGUCUUGAUGCUAUUAUGUCAUCAGUCGAGCACUCACAUCCAAAUUUUCGACUUUUUGGUUGUAUGAAUCCAGCUACAGAUGCCGGAAAGAGGAGAUUGCCAGCUGGGGUACGCUCAAAAUUUACCGAAUUCUUUGUCACAGAAACAACUGAUCGCUUUCAACUUGCACAGAUUGUCACGACUUAUCUACCAUCACUUCAAGCAAGCAUCACAGAAAAGCUGGUCAACUUCUAUCUGGAUGUUAAAAAAAUGUUUCCAGCACAUUUCAGUUUGCGCACAUUUUGUCGGGCUCUUCUUUUUGCAUCGGACAAUAUUUUCGGAAAUGUAGAACGUUCAUUACAUGAAGCAAUUCAUAUGGCUUUCCUCACAAACUUCGAGAUUCAAGAAAAACAACAAGUGUUGGAGAAGAUCGAGUCGUACUUUCCAAGGACAAAAUCAAAAAAUGAACUUGCUCCUCCUGGGUCUUCGAGCGAUUAUGUUAAGGUCGGAGGAUUUUGGAUUAAAUGUGGCACCGAGUUUCCUCAAACCGAUCCGAACUACGUGGUGACCAAAUCCGUUCAAGAAAAUCUGACCGAUGUUAGCAGAGUUAUUUGUAGUGGGCGGUUUCCGGUGUUGCUCGAAGGCGAAACAUCGUCAGGGAAAACAUCAAUGAUUCUUUAUCUCGCGAAGCUUACGGGAAAUAAAGUUAUAAGAAUCAACAACCACGAACAUACAGAUAUCCAAGAAUAUAUGGGAUCCUAUGUAGCUGACUCGUGCGGGAGGCUUGUUUUUCGUGAAGGAGCUCUUGUUUCGGCUGUGAAAAAAGGCUACUGGGUAAUACUCGACGAGUUGAAUUUGGCGCCCACUGAUGUGAUUGAAGCAUUGAAUCGACUGCUCGACGAUAACCGCGAGCUGUAUAUUCCGGAAAUCAAUAAAGCUGUCAAAGCUCAUCCGUCAUUCCGUCUAUUCGCUACACAAAAUCCUGCCGGAACUUAUGCGGGUCGAAAGAGAUUAAGCAGAGCACUUCUUUCACGAUUUGUUGUUAUGCGUAUGUCUCACCUACCGUUCGAUGAAUUGUCGUCAAUGGUCUGUACUCGGUGUUCAAUUCAUCCAAAAGCAGCCAAUAAAAUGAUCGAGGUUCUUUCCGAAUUACGGUUACGACGCUCUUUAUCCGGCGUGUUUUCUGCUCGUGACGGAUUGAUGACUCUGCGUGAUGUUUUUAGGUGGGCAAAAAGACUAGCGAUGGAUGAAAAGGAAGAGAAUUGGCUAAAAUCACUUGCCAAUCAUGGAUAUUUUCUUUUGGCCGGUCGAUGCAGAAAUGCAAAAGAUGUGCAAACUGUAAUCAGCACUCUUGAAAAAGUUUUCAAGCAAAAGAUCGAUGCAGAUGUCUUAUUCUCGACGAAUUCAAUCUAUUUUCCGAAGGAUUUAAACACGGAAAACAUCAUUUUAACCAGAGGAAUGCGUCAAAUGCUCGUGAUGACCUACCAAGCAUGGCUUUGCGACGAAGCUGUUCUAAUCGUGGGAGAAACUGGAGGUGGAAAGACAAGUCUCGCAGAAAUGAUGGGGAAGGGACAUUUGCUGACGUUGAAUUGCCACGAACGAACGGAGACAGCUGAUCUUCUUGGUCGAUUGAGACCUCGUGAUGGCGGAGGAUUCGAAUGGGCCGAUGGAAUUGUCAUCAAUGCGAUGCGAGAGGGGCUCCCAUUACUUAUUGACGAAAUUUCCUUGGCUGAAGACUCUGUACUUGAGCGUUUGAAUCCACUUUUCGAGGAAAAUCGAUCUCUACUGUUAACCGAUGCAGGUGUCGAGGUUCAAUUGGUUGAAGCGGCGAAGGAUUUCAAGAUCAUCGCAACAAUGAAUCCUGGUGGUGACUAUGGAAAGAAAGAGCUCUCCAAAGCUUUGCGGAAUCGAUUCACAGAAAUAUGGUCAGCGUGCGACUUUGAGAAAAGCGAACUAUUGCAAAUUUUUGAUCUACGUUUGGAAAAGUUUCUUACGUCUGGAAACAGUUUGGAGAAACCAACAUUUGCUUCAGAGAUUAUCAUCUCUUGGAUAACUUCUUUCUUUCACGAAUUUGGACAUGUCUUCAGGAGUGCACCAUCAGUUCGAGACAUUGUGGCGUGUGCUGAUUUGUAUGCAGCAGCUAGACUACAUGAAAUCAACGAAAACGUCGCUAUCUCUGAGGCAAUACAUUCGUGUUUUCUUGAUGGUCUCUCCUCAUUGCCUUCUCGCAUAUCGAUUGACGUGACAAAAGUCAAACAAGAGGCCGACCAAUUGAUCAAGAAACUUUUACCGACGUUGUUGCACUCACCGAUAGAUUCUUGCAAUUUUGAACGCCGAUCACAUGCUCUGAAGAUUGGGCCAUUUUCCAUCCCCUUUGGACCGUCACCACCUGAACACCCAGUUGGAUUUUCUUUUGAUGCCCCGACUUGCUGGUCCAAUUUCUACCGAAUUGCCAGAGGUCUCUUGAUUUCAAAGCCGAUUCUUUUGGAAGGAUCUCCGGGAUGUGGGAAAAGUAGCUCGGUUGUUUCACUUGCGCGUGUCACAGGACAUCAAAUCACUCGUGUGAACUUAUCGGAGCAAACGGAUCUAGCGGACUUAUUUGGAAGCGAUGUACCUGUCUUGUUGCCUGAUGGAACAGUGUCUUUCCAGUGGCAGGAUGGACCAGUUCUUCGAGCUAUCAAGAACGGCGAAUGGAUUUUACUUGAUGAGAUGAAUUUGGCGUCUCAAUCGGUUCUGGAGGGCCUAAAUGCUUGUUUUGAUCACCGACACACCCUCUACAUUGCAGAAAUCAAUCGAAGUUUUAAAAUUCCAAUUGGCUCAAAAGUGCGGUUCUUUGCUUGUCAAAAUCCACGCGCCCAAGGUGGAAAUCGACGAGCUCUUCCGAAGUCGUUCAUCAAUCGAUUUACAACGAUAUGGAUUGACGACCUUACCUCCGAUGAUAUCUAUUAUAUUUUACGCGAGAACAAGUUAUCGAAUGUCAUUGAUGACUCUUCAUUAAAAGCUAUGAUUGCUGUCAACAAGGAAGCAUCUUCACUAGAAACUCUUCAUGGAGGACCAUUCACAUUCAAUCUACGAGAUUUGUUAAGAUGGAUUCAACUGUACGACGAGACGCAAAGCUUAGCAUCUGGAUUUGACACUCUCUAUGUUGCAAGGAUGAGAAACGAAAAGGACAAAGAGACGCUCAAAGCUAUUUUCGAGCAACAUUUUCUCUUCAAAAGUGCCAGUGUUCCUGCAAUGUUAACAACUGAAGCCAAAAGCAUGUUGAUCGGAGAUAUGGUGCUUGAGCGAAAAGUGACAAAAGGAGAAAAUUCUUCAUUCCUUCUUCUACCUUCUCAAGCUACUUCACUUUAUCGUCUGGCAACAUGUGUGAAGAUGGGAUGGCUAUCAUUAUUGAUUGGACCAAGAAAUUGUGGAAAGAAGACAAUGAUUGGUGCAAUGGCCACGUUAACGGGAGCUGAACUAAUGACGAUGAAUUUGAGCGCUGAUACAGAUGCCCAGGAGCUUAUUGGAAGUUAUGAACAAAUCAUCGACGAUUCUCAUAUUCAUCAAGCAAGAAAAGUGUUAUGCUCACGUCUCGAGGGAUUGGUUGACAAUGAAGAAGUUGAUGCUAUAAGAAAUGCAAAAACUUUGAUGGGACUAGAAGCGGCGGUUGAGUUAGCUUUGUCCACAAGUAAACUGGCUUCAGAGGUUAUUGACGAGUGUCAAGCCGUCCUUGAGAUGGCGGCUAAAGCGGAUAUCAGAUUUGCCUGGAUGGAUAGCAAAUUUGUUGAUGCAUUUGUGAACGGACAUUGGAUACUUCUCGAAGAUGUGAAUUUGUGCAGUGGAGCAGUUUUGGAUCGACUCAACAGUUGUUUGGAAGCAGACGGAGAACUUGUGAUUGCUGAACGUGGCGAUUUUAUUCCACUUCGUCGCCAUGCCGAUUUUCGAGUGUUUUUGUCAAUGGACCCUACUAAUGGUGAAAUUUCGAGAGCGAUGAGAAAUCGAAGCGUUGAGAUUUUUGUUGAUAAGUUAUGGGCGAACAGCUUGGUAGAUACUAAAGCCAUCGUGGAAAAACAGGCUGCAACAAAUGUUAAUCUUUCGGAUGAGUUUCUGACAUUCCUGGCUAAGUCGAACAGCCGAAAUCUACUUCAUUUUGGAGUGCUUCUCAAUGGAUUUGAGCCCGAGGAAGCUGCUCGGUGUGUGGGCAUUCAAGUUGAUGGCGAUGCACUAGAAGUUUCUGAAAAGUCCUGCUUACAUCAACCACUAACAACUGAAAUCGUUGACCUUCAAGCGUCGUACUUGAAUUGGUGGUUCAAACUUUGGACCAUUGUCAGCGCGGAUGAUCCUUUGGGCGGUUUGCUAAUGAGAAGUUUGGCAGCAAAUGCCCCAGCUUUGAAGAGCGAUAAAUGGAAUGACUCGCAACAAGCAAACAAAAUCCUAAAUCGGGUGAGAAGAGUCAUCAAAUCGUCUCCCAACAAUCUACACCCAAUCGAUUCACGAUUUAACGGAAUGACAAGAUUCAAUGAUGCUUCUUUGUUCGCUGUCAACAUCUUUCAAGAAUGGUCUUCACUUGAAAUCGAAACAAAGCCUUUGGGAUUGCAAUCGGCAGAAAAUCUCUCAAAUACGCUGUCAAAAUAUGAAAUGGCUUUGAAUAGCUUUGCUUUUGAAGGACUUCCCCUGCUAUCAUUACUGAUAAAAGAAGCCCGACAGCAUCUGGGCGAGAACAUUUCAAUCAAGAAGGUGGACGUGACCGAAGCACAAUCGGCCACUUUUUUACUUCGGUUGUUGAUGUUUUGCAUUAAAGCUCGUGAAGAUUUGAAUGAACGUUUUGGACCGGCUCAUCUUUAUAUUGCUUGGACCAAAUUACAACAACUUGAUUGUUAUGAUUUGAUCUCUCAAAGUUUUCCAUCUUUCCAAACUUUCUCCCGUCUUUGGUCAUCGGACGCAUUUGAUGUGUUUGUGAAGCAUUAUUUAAGUCGUUACAAAACCGCUCGUGCCGUGAACCCAUUUGAGAACGAAGAAACAUGCCAGGAGUUUUCUCAAAAUUUGGAAAGAGUUUUAAAGAGAAUCAACAGAAUGGAUGACGCUUCGGAGUCGAUCAAGCAAGAGGAAGAGCCCAUCCAUUUGGCUCAAAAGUUGAUCGCUGGCGCAGAAUCAUUGCUCAAAUACUUUUACACCUUGGACGACAAUAAAAGUCACGAACUUUUGAUGAGUCUGGAAGUUUACGAUAAUUUUGUUUGGAACUCUGAAUAUUUGAAGAAACCAGCGUGUAUAUCAAACUUAUUGAAUGCAUUCUUCUUUAGGGACCUCACGGUGUUCAAUUUGUCACAAGCCUCGUCAUUUUUCAUUUCGACGUCGGCUUUCUGGGAAAGCUUUAGCUAUGACCCUUCUAUGUCAGCUAUGAAGAUUCGAGAUUUAUUUAAUCUUUCGAUUCAAUCAUUGCGCUCACAAUUUUGGCGUUUGGCUGCCAAUGCUCAAUCUUUACAGGAGAAGAUCAGUGAUGAGCUCUCAAACUUACCACUCGGAUUAGAAGAAUGGGUGAAUCUGGAGGAAAGAACGUCUACAUCAUGGAAAGAUCGUCUGCACGUCGGCUUGGCUGCUAUGAAAUCGUCAUGUCCACCAAAAGAAACGCUGGAUCCUUUGGUGUUUGGGGAAGCGACAAAUAACUACAUCGAAGAAUAUCUCUACCUUGUGAAUCGUCCCUUGAAAUGUUUGGAGUCUUAUCGUCAACUUUCUACUCAACAAGGGCCGGAUUGUGACGCGAAUUCCCCUCAUCCGAUCAUUUCUUCACUUUGGGGAGAACGUGAACACCUAAAAAUGGAGAUCAAUUCGGACAAUGGCCAACAACAUUUCUAUCGUCAAAAGGCCAAAGAAUAUGCGGCCUUGAUCUAUGAAAUGCAUUCGAUUCUGCAAUUGACAACAGAAGUAUCAGAGACAUUGGGAAAAGAAGACAUUUUGCUGACCGGACUUUCGGAGAUCGAAAUGAGCUUUAAUCAACUGAAUUCUUUCCUCAGCAGUGUUCAAUCUUUUAUCUUUGGUUGCUUCCAACGAUAUUCAUCCUUUGUGGAUGUCUCCGUCACUUUUAUCGUGUCACUUUCGGUUCUCACGGCUGCAGUUUUGGAGAUUACCUCAAUGUUGAAAACGCGCAUGGAGAAACAACGUUUGAUCACGGAGUUCAAUUAUCCACAGAAGUUAUCAUUCACCUUGGCGUCAAAUGAACCCAUACCAAAAGAGUUAGAGGUAUGGGCUGUGGCAGACAGCUCUCCUUUGCCUCUACGAUUAAAAGCCCGAAUUGUUGGUAAACGUUCUCAAGAAUCAGAAGUUUCCGGCUCGUUAGAAUGGAUCAAAGAAGAGUGGAAGAAAUGGCACGAGAAAUAUGUCAAUAAAGCCAAGGAAAAGGAAUUUGUCUACCGCGAUAAGACACAAGAAGAACGAGACGAUGCAGAACAAGAAGAGUUCUUCGAGAAUAUUGUUGAAGACAGUUCAGAGAUUCUGACAGCCAAUCAGUUAUCCGAAUUGAUCAACGAAACCUCUACCAUCAAAAAUUCAAAUGAUGCUCAUGGACGAUUGCACGACGACGAGAAACUAGCGCUUCUCUGGUUGAAGAAUCUUGCUUUCAAUGCUGGAGAUUUGCCUUUAGAGUCUCAAUAUCAUUUUGCAGAUCGUGAUCUCUCCCUUCUUACCGUUUGGGACAACUAUCAAACAAGGAGAGGACCUUUGGAUGUUUAUCGAAGUUGCGAUCAUACAGAAAUCAAAAAAGCGUUGGACGUUUUGAAAAUUCUACGUCGUCGAACUCUUGAAGUUCAAGAACGAUGGCCGGAGGUUGCCUCACUCCGAUUAAUACUUGAAGCUAUUGAUGAAUUUGAAGAGGAAUCUUUGACAACGAAUCACAUGCGGCUUUCACUUAGGCUUGAGACUGUCGUAGCUGUAUCUGAGGAAUGGAUCAAAUUGGCCGAUCGAGCAAAUACAAUCAAGGAGCAGUUGGCACCGAUAGUUGAACUGUUAUUGGAGUGGAAAAAAAUGGAGGUUCGUUCUUGGUCGAUUUUGCUUGAACGAACAGAAGAGGACUCUAAAACUCAAGCGCAACUUGUUGCCUAUCCAUUGUUCGAGAGGCUGUUUUUAGCUUCUGAAAGCGAUCUCGAAACGCAUCUUGUGCCACAAGCAAUCGAAUGGAUUCAACAUGGAGUUUUAGUAGAUUACCCGACUAGAAUCGAAAGCGUGCAAAGUCUUUCUACGUGGGCCAAGAAACUUGGGAAGAGUUCAUUAAGCAAGAAGCUUACAUCAGUUGCUGCACAUUUUGCUCAAUUCGCCUCGUUGACAAAAGCUCGUUUGGAUGAAAUGCGCUCACCGAUUGAAACAGCCCUAAAGGACUAUGUUCACAUUGCAAAAUACAAUGAUCUCAAUUUGGAAAAUAUCAAAGCCUCGUCAAAGAAAGCUCACAUUCAACUAUUCAAGAUUAUCAAGAAAUUUAAGAAUGGCUCCAAUCAACCAGUUGGCUUACUGCUUCAGAAGUUGAUUUCAAUCGAGUCGGUUGCGCGACCUCGUUUGCAAGAAUUGAAAUUGGUGACAACGAACGGAGAAGGGCGACUUAAACGUGCGCAACAACUUUCCACAAAUAUUCUUGAGAAAAUUUCCGAAAACUGUUUGAACGGACCGUUUAUUGAUUUUGAGCAACAAGUUCGGGGAUGCGAUGAAUUAGUCCGAAUGAAGAUCAAGUAUGAAGGCGAAGACAAGGAUAAAGAGAAGCAACAAGGACAUGAAAAUCAACGACGACAGCGAGCAGUGGCUAUGGUGAUCAAAGAGGCUCAAUCACUCGGCUUUAAUGCCAGACGUGCCGUGACAAUCAGUAGAGAACUUCUGACGAAAAGCUCGAUCACCGGUUUACAACACGAUCUCUCUACGUUACCUUGUGAGAUGCUAGUACGCGGAGCAGCUGCUGGCAGGAGCAACAUUGUUCAACAAGCACUCACCCCAAAUGAACAACUUGGCGUACACACCAGGAACCAUUUUGUCGGAAUGGUGGAAUUUGGGUUACAUUGGCAAAUACAAACCGAAUUGCUUUAUGAGAGACUUGCUCAACAAUUUGUCGAAUUUCGUGAGCUCAAAGCGACUAUUCAGUCUGCGGAAAAGAAUGCUAAGGAUGGAUAUUAUAUUGAUCACGAUCACAUCACUCUUGAAUUACCAUCACUUUUCGAGAAUAUCGUUCAACUAUGUACGAUUUUUGAGGAUUGUCAACAAAGAUGUAAGAUGGCUCCAGAUGCUAGCGAAGGUCAAGAGGCUCCGUAUCUUCAUAAAUUGUCAACUCUUCACCGUGGUCACAAUAAACUCGAACUUCUUGAGGGAUUACUUGAUGAAGCUUCGACGUUAUCUAAUCAAAUGAAGGACAUGGUCAAAUCUCUUCUCAACGCGAAACAAUUUAAAGGAAAUGCCAUAUACGCAAGGGAAAAGGUCGAAUCCGCAAAUUUGUGUCUCACAAGUUGCACCCAGCGUCUCCAAGAGCUUUGUCUGGAUUUGUCGCCUUGGUUUGAGAUACAGAUGGAGAGAAUUAAUGGACUUUUGGGAAAAGUUGCAAUCGGUAUUGAGGUGAAACCACUUUCAUCGAGUGAAAAUGAAUUCAACGCGGAUUUCUUAUUGCUUUUCAUUCAGAAAAUUUACAAAGAGACGGAGAACCUUGAUAUCGAGAAGUCAAAAACCUUGGACCGGUACGACCAUUUUUUGAAGCUCAUUGGUGAAAACGAUGUUGCAAAAGUCAUUACGCAGCUUUCAUCAUUGGUACACAAAUUGGCUAUGGCUGAAAUAAUCCAAAGUUUGUUCGAUGUCUCUCAACUUGUGUCCUUGUGUUUCUCCCUAUUUGAAGUGAUGGUAUCAAAAGUGACCUCACUGUUGAGUACUUUUUCUGCAUGCUAUCAUGCAGUUCUAUCCUUGACGGACCAAUUAUUCAAAGAGGGCUAUGUUAACCUCAUUCCAAAGAAGGAAGAAACCAAGAAUCAAGAUGGAGUCGACGCUGAUGGUGAAACUGGCGGCAUGGGAGAGGGUCACGGAGGAAAGGAUGCAAAAGAUGUCACUGAUGAGAUGGAAGAGACUGGACAAAUAGAAGGACUUCAGGGUGACGAGCCGGAAACGAAUGAUGAAGGGCCAUCAAUGGAAAAUGAGACUCCGAUUGAAAUGGAAGAUGAUUUUCCGGAAGAACUUCGCGAUAUCGAUAAGAAUGAUCAAGAGAAAAACGAUAAAGAAAACGAAGAGAAUGAUGAGGAAGAAGAAGAAGGAGAAGAGCCGAAAAUGGAUGACGAAAUGGGACAGGUCGAUAUGCCUGAAGAAGAAAAACUCGAUCCUAAGUUGUGGGAUGAAGAUGAUCGAGAAAAUAGAGAGAAAGACAUUGAUCAGGAAAAUAAUGCUGCCGAUCAAGAGACAAAUGAGUUGGCUGCUAAAGAAAAAGAAAAGAAUGAUCAAGCUUCUGAUGAGAACACAGCUGAUGCCACAAAUGAAGAUAAAGAAGAAAACGACAUUGAAAAUGUUGACGAAAGAGAACAAGAAGAUGUGGAGGAUGAUGCGCGAUCCGUUCAGGGAGAUGAAAGCAAUGAGCAAGAUCUACAAAACCCAGAUGAUGUAGAGGAGCCUGAAAUCGAUCUUGUGGAUAAACUCGAUACUGAAGAAAAUGAGGAAAUGGAUACAGAAGAAUCACCGCAAGAAAUCGAGCCUGAUGAAAUGCCAAAUGAAGAGGGCCAAGAUGAAACCACCCAGCUACCGGAGAAAGAAAAAGGAUUGGAGGAAAAACAAGAAGAGCAAGAAGUCGAUCCACAAGGAUCAAGUGGAAUUCAAAAUGAAGAAGCAGAAAAACAGGAUACGGGAGCGAUGGAGUUGGAGACAGAAGAAAAUAUGGAGGUGGAAGAAGGCAUGGGGUCCAAUCAACCCGACUCAUCUGGACAAGCUGGAAAAGGGCUAACCAAGGAGACGAUCGACAAGAAAAAAGCGGAUGAAGAGCCAACUCAAAAUGAGCAAAUGGAGGACCGGCAGGAGAAAGCGACGACAGACAUGGGUGAAAGUGAAGAAAGAGACAUGGAAGAAGGUGAUGGAGAACGAAAUGAAAAGGGAGAACUGGCAGAACGUACCAAAGAUGACUCUGGAAAACAGAUAAUUGGUCAUGGAUCAAUGGAAGAAGCCCGAAAAAGUAAGCGAGAUGAGCCAUUGAACGAGAGGAAACGCCUUCAACAGGAUCCGCUUUCAUCAUUGAAGGAAGAUAUUCCGAAUGACGACUCUGAAAAUGAACCAUUGCAAGAAUCGCAAGCGAUUGUUCAUUUGGCUGUUGAAGAUCUUUAUUCGUUAGCCGAGGAUGUCACCAAACAGUUGGUUCUUGGUGCUUGUGAACCGAAUCAACCAACGGAAACCAGAGAUGAAAAUCAAAUCAGCAAAAGAUCAAACAAUGUCGAUGCCUUGUGGUCAGAAAUCAGUCGAUCAAUUGAUGUUCUUUCUGCUGAAUUAGCUGAAAAUUUGCGGUUAAUUUUGGAACCUCAACGAGCCACGAAAUUACAAGGUGACUAUCGAUCAGGAAAACGUUUGAACAUGCGACGCUUGAUUCCAUACAUUGCAUCGGAGUAUCGAAAAGAUCGCAUUUGGAUGAAGCGAACAAAGAAAGCACAACGCGAGUACCAAAUUCUGAUAGCGGUUGAUGACUCAGGCUCGAUGAAUGAAUUUGGAAUGGGACGGGUAACUUGCGAAAGUGUUUGUAUAGUCGACGAGGCUCUACGAAAAGUCGAUGCUGGACAAGUUCAGGUUGUUUCAUUUGGCGAGAACGUUCGAGAACUGCGUGGAUGGAGUCAGAUUGGUCAGCCAGGAUCAGAGCUCCUUUCAACGCUACAAUUCGAGCAAACAAAAACGGACCUCAUUGAACUUCUUACCUGGUCAACUCGAAGUUUGGGAGAAGCUCGAACAACAAAUAGUGAUCAAUUACUUAUUAUUAUCUCUGAUGGACGCGGUGCUUUACAGCAAGGAGCAGAAAAGGUUAAAAUGGCUCUGCGUGGUUUAUAUGGAGUUACUGUGCUGUUUGUAAUUCUUGAUACAGCAAAGAAAAGCAUCGAAGAGAUGAGUGUCGCUUCUUUUGAAAACAAACAAGUCAAGUUGACUCCAUAUCUUGCACUAUUCCCAUUUCCAUUCUACGCUGUGAUCAAAUCUGUUGCUCAAUUGCCGUCAGUGCUUUCUGAAUCGAUCCGUCAAUGGUUUGAAAUGUGCGCGCAAAACUGGGAAGUGGCUAUGACGGACCAUCACGGACAUCAUUCGACACAAACGAAUGCGACGCCGCCCAAAGAUGUGGUUGACCAAUUUAUUGGGCAAGGAAUUAACGACUUCAUGGCGGCAAUGGACGGAAAAGAAGCAGCCUCUCAUUCGGCACACAAUGGGCACGAGCAUAUGGGACACGAUUCCUCCGGACAUGACGGAGGACAUCACAUGAUGAAAAUGUGGUUCCACGGUGGAUAUGAGGAGGUGAUUCUUUUCGAGUGUUGGAGGGUAAAUUCGAUUUCCGGAAUGCUCGUCUCGUGUGCGAUCAUUCUGACGAUGGGAAUUGCCUACGAAGCACUCAAAUGGGGCCGCGUUCAUUUACAGACAAGAUUAGCGAAGUCUUUGACGCCAAUUCACCGGAGAAGUUUCUUCCAAAUUUUGCUACCAUGUCUAUACGUGAUUCAAUUAGUUCUCGCGUACUUCUUAAUGUUGAUAGCAAUGACGUACAACAUCUUCUUAACAGCUGCGGUCAUUUUGGGAGGAGGUAUUGGUCACUGGGUAUUCGCGGUCAUCCAUCCGAUCAUUUCCGAAGACGAACUUGCCGCCGAUUCUUGCCAC